UCAUCUCCAUGCCUCCCAACCCCGCCCGCGCCCGACCUUGAGAGGCCGUAUAUAAGGACCAUCCCCACGGUGCCCCGGCAGACAGCUCCUCUUCGGUGGGUCAACAUGAACGCUCUGAUUGUGCUCUCCGUGGUGGCUCUGGCCGCUUGCGGCAAUGCCCAGUACUUUGGGUACCCCGGCCUCUUCUAUAACUACCCUGGACUCUACUCCGGCGCCUACCCGGCAGCAGUCACCCUCAAGGCGGCCCCAGAGACAGUCACACUCAAGACCGUGGCUCCUACUCCUCUGACCUACAACUUCGCCGCCAUCGCACCCGUGGCUCCCAUCCAGUCCCAGUUCCACGCCCAGGACGAGAUCGGCCAGUACUCCUUCGGUUACGCCGGCGGCCCCUCUUCACGCUCUGAGUCUCGCGACGCCUUCGGUAUCGUCCGUGGCUCCUACAACUACGUGGACUCUGAGGGAAAGGUUCAGACUCAGCACUACGUGGCUGACGCCCUCGGCUUCCGUGUGUCCGGCACCAACCUUCCCGUGGCUCCCGACGCCCCCGAGGCCGCCCCCCUGGCCCUUCCCGGCCCCGUCCCCGAGGUGGUCGAGGACACCCCUGAGGUAGCCGCCGCUAAGGCCGCCCACCAGCAGGCCUUCGACGAAGCCGCCGCCGCCGCCGCUGCCGCUCCUGAUUCCCGCAAGAAGCGCUCCGUCGUCAGUGCUUUCACUCCCUACACCGGCGUCUACUCUCCUCUUCGUUUCUCUUACGGCUUCUCCGCACCUGCCUUCCCCUCGGUGUACUCUGGUGCCGCUCUCCCAGCCUUCUCCACCUACGCCGCUCACCCUGCCGCCGUCACCUACGCUGCCGCAGCCCCUGCCGCCGUCACCUACACAGCCGCAGCCCCUGCCGCCGUUAAGGAUGCUGAGCUGCUCCGCAUCGUCCACAACCCCGGCCACGGCACCUCCUACCGCGUGCAGUAAGCCCCGCGAUAGAGAAGAGACAACCAGAUGAUGCUUUGGGUGUGUAGAGCGCAGCGGAUUAAACGCUAAGUCUAGCUAUUUAAAUGUCAUUCCAAAGAAUUGCUACGUCAAGAAGAUUUUGCCGCUGUGUUGACUCACCCAAACCAUGUCACGUGAUGUACAUAUCGGGUGACCGAGUUCAUGUUGCCACCAUGAGGUGAUAUUUCUGUUCAGUUAUCUUUUUUUUGUCAUAUUAAAUGACUUUCAUACGAA
This is a messenger RNA of Penaeus indicus, 1218 nucleotides long. RefSeq lists its product as uncharacterized. The transcript has 2 exons. NCBI's taxonomy places the organism in Eukaryota, Metazoa, Arthropoda, Malacostraca, Decapoda, Penaeidae. The record is from RefSeq and is a predicted model, not a curated record. Gene Ontology annotation, cellular component: chitin-based extracellular matrix. Gene Ontology annotation, molecular function: structural constituent of chitin-based larval cuticle. The coding region runs from base 106 to 966 and encodes 286 amino acids.